Ornithodoros turicata is the source of this 1302-nucleotide messenger RNA. RefSeq names its product N-acetylglucosamine-1-phosphotransferase subunit gamma-like. The transcript has 11 exons. Lineage: Eukaryota; Metazoa; Arthropoda; Arachnida; Ixodida; Argasidae. Gene Ontology annotation, cellular component: Golgi apparatus. The record is from RefSeq and is a predicted model, not a curated record. Bases 286 to 1200 code for a protein of 304 amino acids.
AGCCGCCAAACUCUCCUUAUAAAUGGCUCUGGAGCAUGGCGGGUUGCAGAUAUUGUGCAAAAGGCGACGAAUGGAGAGACGAAGGGCGGCACUGAACUGGUCAAUGAUUCUUUUGGUCGUCAGUGUCGUUAGUGAAUGAGUCCCGGGCGUGCCAGGCUGUUCCGCUUUCGCUGGUUCCGUCCUGGCAGAACCGCCGUUAGCUCUGGCGAUAAAAGUUAUUUUUGAUGCGUUUCACACAGUGCGCAUUCUUGUUUCAUUCCUUCGUUAUUUCAGAUAAUCCUCACAAUGGUGGGCUUACGCAUCGUCUUGCUACUUGCAGUUGUUACGUACUUGGAAGGAGUUAAUGUCCCUAUACGAUUCAUCCCUGAAACGUCAAGCGGGUUAUUCGGCAACAAUAAUUAUGCACCAAGUCAAGAGAGACUUGUCCUCAGAACAAACCCAGAAAACUUCUCAGGGCCUUCACAGCUACAGCGUUUGGUGGGAAAAUGUUUUAACUACACAACAACAGAUUACCGCUACAGCCUUUGCCCUUUCCAAAACAUUACUCAGGUGGAGGAAUCUUUCCGGUGGAAUGCCUACAAAGGAGUUUUAGGUGUGUGGCAAGGCUGGAAAAUUGUCAACAACACCUUUGCAGCCAUGGUGUACUCCAAAGGAGACCUUUGUGGCAAAAAGGAACGUCUUGUUGAGGUGACAUUAGCCUGUGGACAAGACACUUGGUUGACCAAUGUCACAGAGCCAGAGCAAUGUAUCUAUCGAGCCAUACUUGUCACCAGGUUGGUCUGCCAUCGUGACGCCCUUCUCGUCUAUCCGAGAAUGUUGAGGGAACAUCGACAACGUUGGGACAUCAUUGAAACGAACCUCUCUAAAGGGGCACUUACAGAAAAGGGCUAUAACGAACAACUCGAAAAUCUUUUCGUGGAAGCAGGAUUUGCAAAGGCAGCAGAAAAAGAAAGCACAACGACCCACGCGACAUCGCAGUUUACCGACAUUGCAGCUUGUAACGCCGGCUUUUUCCAACUUGAGCAAGAACUUGAGCACUUGAGGGAGAGAAUAGCUAGCCACCAGAGCAACACAUCGUUGCUUUGCCAAGCGCUGAGGAAAAAAGGGAGCCCGAUGCAGAGCCAGCAUGCUACAUACAAGGCUCUGGAAUCUGUGGUUUCAUUGCUUGCCAGCACAAAAACCGGCAAAGCAAUUGUGUGAGAGCAAAGCUUGUCUCAUAUCAGUGGCUGUACUAUUACUAUGACCAUUGCUAUUUAUCUUGCAUUUUCUUGGCCUUCAAGAAGGGCUGGUGCAAAACAUCAU